Molecule: messenger RNA, 621 nt
Organism: Grus americana (Whooping crane)
Lineage: Eukaryota; Metazoa; Chordata; Aves; Gruiformes; Gruidae
Product: ohanin-like
Exons: 5
Coding region: 1-621 (206 amino acids)
Source: RefSeq, a predicted model, not a curated record
AUGGAGCAGGAGAGCUCUGGGUUUGGGGGCUGCACUGGCCAAGGCGAUGUGCCUGGCAGGGUGGGCAGCUCGGGGACACCAGCCCACGCCUGGACCCUCGCCCCUGCCCAGAGAUGCUGGGGACCGGCUGGGGGAUGUGACCAGCUCUUGUCUCUCCUUGUAGCCUGGAGAAAGUUUCUGCUUCCCCAGAAUCCAGACGUGGUGACCCUGGAUCCAAACUCGGCUCAUUCCCAACUUGUCCUGUCAGCGGAUGGGAGAAGUGUGAGAAGGGGAAGAGCACGGCAGGACCUGCCCGACACCCCUGAGAGAUUUGACACUCGGUGCUGUGUGCUGGGCCAGGAGGGGUUCAGGGAGGGUGAUUCCUGGUGGGCUGUGGGGGUGGCCAGGGACUCUGUGGACAGGAAGGGGGAUGCGGACCUGAGCCCUGCAGGAGGGAUCUGGGGACUGGGGCACUGCGAAGGGCACUAUGAAGCCUGGUGGGAGAGGAGCGUGGAGGCACCCGCCACCUGCUCCUGGGUGGGCGAGGGUCGGGCAGCCGGCACUGUGGAGGAGCAAGGGGCGGAGGCAGAGAGAGGCCUCGGGGUGCUGAAGGUCUCCCGUGGGUGCCAGGAGGUGGGGUGA